Messenger RNA from Auanema sp. JU1783, 1419 nucleotides. Lineage: Eukaryota; Metazoa; Nematoda; Chromadorea; Rhabditida; Rhabditidae. The record is from the annotation of a GenBank genome assembly.
AUGUUAGUAGUUAGAAGGGUGGGUGCGAGAUGUUUCUCUCAGGCAGCGGUUUUAAGACCAAGAGAGGAUUUUACUCCUGUGAUAGGUCUAGAGGUUCACGUACAGCUUAAAACCAAAACAAAAUUAUUCUCUAGAGCUCCCAUAGGAGAAGAUGGUGGGCCCAACUCUCGAGUUGCACCUUUUGAUAUGGCUGAACCAGGCACCUUGCCAUUACUCAACAAAGCUGCUGUUUUUCAUGCCCUAAGACUGGGUUUGUUAAUGAACUGCGAGAUACCAGCAAGAUGCAGAUUUGACAGAAAACAUUAUUUCUACGCCGAUAUGCCCGCUGGAUAUCAAAUAACUCAGAUGCAGUAUCCAAUCGCAAAAAAUGGAAAGUUUGGGUUUCAUGUUUAUGACGAUGGUCUUGACCCUUAUUGGAAAGAAGUUGAUAUUAUUCAACUCCAAUUAGAACAGGACAGUGGAAAAACCAUUCAUGAGGGGAAUAUCUCGCUGAUUGAUUUGAAUAGAGCUGGAGCUCCUUUAGUAGAAGUUGUCACUGCACCAACCAUUUGUAGCUCUAUCGAAGCCGUCUGUUUCAUCCAACAGUUGAGGCUGCUGCUCAUGCAUUUCGAGAUCUGUGAAGGAGAACUUCAUAAAGGGCACAUUAGAGUGGACGCUAAUAUUUCUCUCUUUAAUGAUGGGAAAAAUGGGGUACGAUGCGAGGUGAAAAACAUGAACAGCAUCCGUCAUCUCCAGUCAGCUAUUGACUAUGAAAUUAACAGACAGUACCAUAUUUUAUCGAAAGGUGGAAUUGUAGAGUAUGAGACAAGAGCUUGUGAUUCUCAUGGUCGAACUGUGUCUAUGAGAGAAAAAGAAGGAGAUGUUGAUUAUAGAUUUAUGGCUGAACCUAACAUCCCUACUGUACAUAUUUCACGCGAACAUAUUCAAAAAUGUAAAUUUGAUUCGUACGACAAGCCUUCAUAUCAAAAGUUUAUCGACCAAGGCUUUGACCCACGAUCAGCCAUCCAUUUCGCAGAGAAUCCACUUUUAUCCAACUUCGCUUCCAACUGUUCACCUUUUUUGGAAGUUCAACCCGAAGUGUUUCUUCAUUGGUUGAAACAACUGAAAAUUCUGAUGCAAAGAUCGAAAGCUGUUUAUCCUCCUCAAAGCAAGUUUUUUGCUUCUCAAUUCAUGAAAGUAAUUGAAUUAUUGCAAUCGAAUAGAAUUACCCAACUUCGAGCUAUUGAGCUAAUUAAGGCGUACGCGAACGAAGUUGAAAUGCGAGAAACGCUGGAAGUUCAAUUCGUAACUUGGCUAGUUCCACUUCAUCCAUCGUUACAUCAAGGACAAGAGUUAUGUAUUUCUAGUGUUCUGGCCCGAUACGGAAAAGUUUGGAAGUUAUUGGAAGAAUCUAUGCUGCCGGGUUGUUUAACUAUGUAG